AGAAACUCCUCAGCUCCUUACAUUAUUCGCAUUGCACUCAAUAGUGACCUGAGGCCUAUUGGCAGGGCGUUUCUCCCUGCGGACAUCAACAGUGGCCGGGUGGAGAAGUUGGAGGGUCCGUGUGUGCUGCAGGUUCAGAAGGUGAGGAACGUGUCGGCCCCUAAGGACAACGAGGAGUCUCAGGAGCCCCCAGGAUGCUGAGGCUGCAGAUGACAGACGGACACACCAACGCUGUGGGCCUCGAGUUCACACACCUGUCCCAGAUCAGCCUGAACACCCCUCCAGGAACCAAGGUGAAGGUCCUUGGUACGGUCCAGGUGAAGAACGGCAUUCUGCUUCUGGACGACUCCAAGAUAUCCGUCCUGGGAGGGGAGGUCGACCACAUGAUGGAGAAAUGGGAACUGCAAAGGAGCUUGGCCAAACACAGCAGGAGUAACAUCGGAAGAGAAGGUGGAGCCCCUCCCUUCGUGCCCUUCGGACAGAAGUGUGUAAGGAAUGAGGAAGUGGACUCCAGAGAGCUGGACACCAGGAAGACUCUGGUCAGCACCAGUGUGGUGAAGACGGCUGACGAGAACGAAGAGUUUGAGAAGCAGAGGCUAGCAGCCAUCGCUGAGGUGGCCAAAAACAAAGAGGGAACUCGGACGUUUGGCGGCGGAGGCAAUGCUGGCGGGAACCUCGUUAAUACUGGCGGUCGGGACCGGCGAGGCGGAGGAGACCGAGGAGACAGGGACUCGCACCGGCAGAGACGAGAGGAGAGGACGGAGGAGUCCAGCCGUCCAGAGGGAAACUACAGAGAGCUCGGGAGUUACCGGGAACAACCAAACUACCGAACGAGGCAAUUACUGCGAGUGGAUGAGCGGGCCCUAAGGGACAUUAUGGAGAUGGGGUUUGAUAAGGAGGAUGCUCGUCAGGCCCUGAUGGACAACAACAACAACAUGGAGGUGGCUCUCAACAGUCUACUGACGGGGACCUUCAAACCCCCCCACCCCGAGGAACCCAGCAGACCCCCACCCAGAGCAGACAGAGGAAGGGGUCGUGGUCGGGGUCGGUCCAGUAGGUUUGGGGGUGAGGAUGAGGAGGAGGGAGCAGGAGGAAGACCGUCAGGACCCAGCACUCUGUUUGACUUCCUGGAAUCCAAGAUGGGGAGCUUCUCCCUACAAGAGCCAAAGAGCCAGUCCUCCCAGAGGCAUCACGAGGGUAAGAUGGCUUUCCCUCCUAACAGCCAGUCCCAGGACAGGUACCCCCAACGCAGCGACAGGUCAGACGGGAGGAACGACUGGUCCAGGAACGACAGAUCACGGAAGGAGAGAAACGAGAGGAACGACAGAUCAGACUUCAGGAACGACAGGAACGACCGACCACCUCGUUUCCAGAGGGAUAGUGACAAGGAUUUCCCUAAACCUGGCCACGACCCCUCGAUCUCCACAUCCACCCCAGCCCCAGCUCCAGCAGGGGGCCGGCAGGGCCAGGAGAGAGCCCAGGACAGAGGCCAGGAAAGGGGCCAGACACAGGAGAAGGCCCCUCCUGGAGGUGGAGGAGGGUCAGAGAGGUGGAGAGAGGCCCAGCAUGAGAGACAAACAGCCAGGGAGGCCAGAGGACAGACAUCAGUGUUCUGCCCUGCUGCUACGUACCCCGCCCCCGGCCAGCGGAACAGAGAACCAGACGGAACCCAGGGGGAUUCUUCUGGUUCUAGAACCUUCCAGCAGGGAAUCAGAGUAGGUUCUAGUUCUGGUUCCGGAGGGUUCCAGAACCAAAGUCGGCGAGAGCAGCACUCGGUACCCGAUCUGUCGUUUAAUAAGAGAGGAGGAGGAGGAGGAGGGAUGAAGCAGGACAACGGACCUGCACCAGCUGCCUCUAAACCAGGCCAGCACCAGACAGAGUCCAGUUCUAACUGUGUAUCAGAACCUAAAGGGGUCCAGAGAUCUGACAGCGGAACAGACAACAGAGCUGAGCCCAACAGCAGACGGAGAGGAGGAGGGGGGAAGUCCCACAGGGAAAGGCCCAACUCUGACAACUUUGACCGUUACCGGGACAACGGACCGUCGAACUCCUCUACGUCGUGGGCGGGGCAAGAGAAGGACUGUAGCGCCGGGACGCAGGACUGGGUGUCCCGUGGUGAGUCUCGUCCAGUGAAAGGCCAAGUGGGCAGCGGCCCUGGCACGGGGCCACACCUCCAAAACGGUGACUCGUCAACGGAACACCGGACAGGGCCAAUCAAACAACAGAACUACUCCUCUGGUCCCGCCCCCAGGGAGAGGGAGGAGCCACACAACAGGAACAGCACUAACCCCGCCCAUAACAACUCCAACACCGCCCCUAAGAAGAGAACGGGGCAGGUCAAAGGGCAGAGGUCAGACCAGAGGUCAGACCAGGGGCAGGUUGGGACCAUGGAGCCUGCAGUGGCUCAAGGCCUGGGGAACUUGAAACCAGGAGACCAGGUUCUCGCGCUCUACUGGGAAGACAACAAGUUCUACAGGUCCAGGAUAGAUGCUGUUCAUCCCUCCGGUCUCACGGCCGUCGUGGUCUUCACUGAGUAUGGAAACUGUGAGGAGGUCCUUCUACACAACAUCAGACCGGUCAGCACGGACUUCUGGAAGGAAGAGGAGGGGCUAGAGUACCGGCGCGGGGGAGAUGGGCAGCCUAGGACCACCACGAGGACACGACCCACGGUCCAGUAUUACCAGCCGCCCAGGGCCAGGGACUGACCACAUCAUGGUACAGACAGGUAACACCUGGACACUAGGGCCAGGGACUGACCACAUCAUGACUGAGUUA
Oncorhynchus masou masou (cherry salmon) is the source of this 2775-nucleotide messenger RNA. RefSeq names its product tudor domain-containing protein 3-like. Gene Ontology annotation, molecular function: protein binding. The record is from RefSeq and is a predicted model, not a curated record. Gene Ontology annotation, cellular component: nucleus. NCBI's taxonomy places the organism in Eukaryota, Metazoa, Chordata, Actinopteri, Salmoniformes, Salmonidae.